AAAUGGAAGAUCGGUUUAUGGCAGCCAAUCCUUCUAAAGUCUCCUAUGAACCAAUUACAACCACAUUAAAAAGGAAACAAGAAGAGGUAUCUGCUGUCAUCAUUCAGCGUGCUUACAGACGGCACCUUUUAAGGCAAAAAGUUAAAAAAGUUUCAUGUAUGUUUAAAAAAGAAGACAAAGAUGAGGAUGACCUGCCUAUCAAAGAAGAUAUGAUUAUGGAUAAGCUGAAUGAGAACUCCACUCCAGAAAAAACAGAUAUGACUCCUUCCACAACCUCUCCACCUUCCUACGAUAGUGUAACAAAGCCUGACAAAGAGAAGUAUGAAAAAGACAAAUCGGAGAAGGAAGAUAAAGGUAAAGACAUCAGGGAAAGUAAAAAGUAAGAGAGAAUUCUAUUUAUGAAAUAGUGUUUACAGCUUGAGAAAGUGAUGUAUUUCCAUCAACGGGACUCCUGUAGGAGGUCUAUGCCAAACUGACAGAUUUUACAUAUAUAAAUAUAUAUAUAAAUAAUGAUAUAUAUACUAAAGGUCAGUGCCUAUAACAAGACAGUGACCCCUCGUCAUCAAACUGUAACUCUGUAAAACAGAGUAACAACCUUGACAGGAGGUUAUUGUUUUCAUUACCAGCUGACACUGCUGAAGAGGAGACAAAAUGGCUACUCAGACUGUAGGGACCAAUUUAAAAAAGGUGCAGACCUACGAAUCUACAUGUUUAACAUACAACACUUGAGUACAAUAACUGUAUCCACUGUUUGCAUUUCAACUGCCACAAUUGCCAUAUUUUUACAAAAAUCAGUGUUGGUGAAUUUAUCAUUUUUUUAAUCCACAGGUUGUUUACUAUUAUAUGUGACUAUUUUUGUAAAUGGGUUUUAUGUUGGGGAAGGGGGGAAUGGGGAUCAGGGAUUAUAUUCUCUGGUUCUCUAUAAUGUACAGAUGGAAGUGAUUUGCAUGAAGGCAUGCUGCACUUGUAGAUCAUGCAUGGAAAAACAUGACAUCGCACAAAGCAAUGGAGUCUAACUACUUCCAUGUUUCAGGGUGGCUCUAUAUUUUGAGGUGCUUAAAACAGUUUUCAUGUGGUGUCUCAUCAAGACAAAUCUUAAUGUGCCUGUAAAGUCCCAUAGAAUUAUUGAACAGAUGUUUUAUUUUUUCACAAACCAUUAAACUGUAGUUGAGACAAACUCUAUUAAAAAUUGUGUGGAUUUAAAUUCCAUUUUUAAGUGUUCUUCUGUGGAAAACACAAAUAUCCAUUGAAUCUAACCUGACAAAUUUAACUGACCAAAAAACCAACCUUCAUAAAGUUAUUCUGCUUCACUCUGCAGUACUUCACCCUGCAGUAUCGUUUAGCCAUCAUCUGCUCUCAGCAAGGUUGACAUCGUAUGUGUCAAAAAUCUAACACCGUUGAUGUAAAUAGUUAUUUUACCCUGUGGUGCAUGUUUGAGCAAACAAAUAAUGACCAGUGCACAAUAUUUAUUGCAUCAAAUAUGUACCACAAAAAGUGUAGUUUGCAAGUUUUCAGCAGAUAAUAUGAUGUAUUCUGCACCAUUAUAGAUAGUUUGGAGGCUAUCACUGAUGCAUGUUUAUCUUGCCUUUGCUGCUGUACUUUACUCCUUCCACUGUUAAAGAGUUUAAUAUGGGAAACCAUAUGUCAGUGGUAAAGUGAAACAAAUUGUUGAAAUGGACAUCAUUCUUUCAUGUCAUCGAGCAAUAGUUUGCAGCUAUUUAAGAGCUUCUUGCUUUGCAUUCUUAAAUUUUAAGUGAAAACUGUAUGGUGUAUAGCCCAACUGUACAGGACAUGUUUCCAACUGCUUAAUCUGUUGAAAAUACAUGGAUGGAAUUUUCUAAGAAAAUAUAAAUAUUGUAAAAAUAUCAUUUUAUUUUAUUUUUCAGCAUUUUGUACAUAAAAUAAGAAAAGAAAAUUAUCUUCAGGUUGAUGUCACAGUCACUUUUGUUACUUUCUGUCCAUAGCACUUUUUAAUUCAAGAACUUCACAAAAUAAGAAAUAAAGGAGAGAAUGAGGUGGUUCUAGGUUUCCGCUUUUUAUUAGUACUGUAUUUUUGCACACAUUUUAAUGUGAAAUAAGUUUCAAACUGAGUCCAAAAUGCACUUGCUUCCAAAUAGAUAUAACUUGUAAUUGAAAUGUUGUGGGGAAGAUUUGUUUGAAGUCCUAACACUGCCUGCAUCAGAAGUUUCAAGGUAGUCUUUUUAUUCAUGGAAUCCUUGAUCUUUACCAGUGUUUGUUUACAUAGAUUAUUCUUAUCUUGUUGAUUCAUGCUGCACUAGAACUGUUCUAGGUAUAAUAUGGGAUCCACAAUGAUUUUUUUUUCACAAUAACUAAGUAGCGAACUUGUAUAAUUGAUCACAUCAGGACAUUUUUCUGUUUGUUACACAAGCAAAAAUUAAAUGUUGAUUCCUCUUUUUACUAAAAUUAUUGACUUGUGUGUUGGUGAACUGCAUGCAGGAAAAUGCUAUUACCAUACAAGAACAGUAAACCACAUUACAGUUGAGCCAAAAGAAUAAAGACUUCAUUUUUUUUAUUGUAUUUAAUUGGUCUGUCUUCGUUUUUAUG
Gavialis gangeticus (Gharial) is the source of this 2565-nucleotide messenger RNA. RefSeq names its product sodium channel protein type 2 subunit alpha-like. The record is from RefSeq and is a predicted model, not a curated record. Bases 3 to 383 code for a protein of 126 amino acids. Gene Ontology annotation, molecular function: protein binding. Lineage: Eukaryota; Metazoa; Chordata; Crocodylia; Gavialidae. The transcript has a single exon.